GGUUGCUUCACACUCUGGGAACUCGCUUAGUGAUUCAGAGCUGCGAGCUCUCGUGUGAUGAGCAGCGGAGUUUGACAAGACAGCAGCUGGGAGUCGGGCAGUCUGACAGCAGUUAGCAAGCAGCAGUCACUCGGCUGAGGAGCACCAAGAUUCUAAGAGACCCGUUCAAAAUGCCCAACUUUGCAGGCACUUGGAAGAUGAAGAGCAGUGAGAAUUUUGACGACUUGUUGAAAGUACUGGGGGUCAGCGCUAUGCUGAGGAAGGUGGCUGUGACGGCCGCAUCAAAGCCACUAGUGGAGAUCCGGCAGGACGGGGACCGGUUCUACAUCAAAACCUCCACCGCAGUGAGGACCACCGAGAUCAACUUCAAAAUAGGAGAGGAGUUUGAGGAGGAGACAGUGGACGGGAGAAAAUGCAAGAGUCUUCCCAGCUGGGAAAAUGAGAACAAAAUCUAUUGCAAGCAGACUCUUGUUAGUGGCAGUGGACCAAAAACACACUGGACCCGGGAACUGGUCAACGAUGAGUUAAUACUGACACUGGUUGCUAAUGACGUCGUGUGUACGAGGAUCUAUGUUAAAGAGUAGCUGCACCCACAGUGGUUUUACUGGGGAAAGCCCAUUAGCUGCCAGAUCAUCUGAUCACCAGGCGCAUGAUGUUCACUGAUAUUGAACAAUGAUGGUCCAGGGUUUGCAUUAAUGUUAUAGUUUUUACUUUAAUGUUGACAGAUCUCUUUGAUGUUUUUGAUGCUGAUGUUGUAAAUCAUCUGAAGUUUAUUAAGUGUAUCUUAUUUCACACGGUCUUGUGCACUUUUGUAUGUCAGAUGUAGAAAUGUUGAGCAAUAACCUCUUUAGCUGUGUUUCUGUGCUCUGUGAAGCAAAAGUAGAUUUCUUCACUCCAAGAAGUUGAAUGCACUGGACAGAAGCAGAAUGAAUUGGGAAAUAAAAUCACAAAGGAAUGUGCAAAGCC
Messenger RNA from Stegostoma tigrinum, 966 nucleotides. It is a transcript of the gene crabp1a, whose product is annotated as cellular retinoic acid binding protein 1a. The record is from RefSeq and is a predicted model, not a curated record. The coding region runs from base 171 to 584 and encodes 137 amino acids. The transcript has 4 exons. Gene Ontology annotation, molecular function: fatty acid binding. Lineage: Eukaryota; Metazoa; Chordata; Chondrichthyes; Orectolobiformes; Stegostomatidae. Gene Ontology annotation, biological process: fatty acid transport. Gene Ontology annotation, cellular component: nucleus; cytosol.